This is a messenger RNA of Arctia plantaginis, 756 nucleotides long. Lineage: Eukaryota; Metazoa; Arthropoda; Insecta; Lepidoptera; Erebidae. The record is from the annotation of a GenBank genome assembly.
AUGUACCGAGAUCUGUUAUUGUCACUGUGCAUAAGCACAGUACUUGCCGCCCCCCAAAAGGACAGCACCAUCACUUAUAUUAAGCUACAAGCUGAAUCAGAAAAUCAUCAAUCAGAGGUCAGACAAAUUUCUCGAGAGAGCCGUCUAGAAAAGUUACCACUGGCCGCAUCAUAUAACUACAGCGACGAAAACCAAAAAGGACUCACGACCAAACCGGACCAAGAAGUACAAUUAGAACAAUCCAAUGAAACUUCUAAAGAACCACCAAAAUACAACUACCCGGACAGGAUAUAUUCCAUUAAAACUAAAAAGAAUAAGAAGGACCUCACAGAAAGUAAGACCACACAACUGUUGUCAGUUGUCACGGAAGGAGCUAUCAUUAAUUUAGACAUUUUGCCAGCGGAAACCUUGCAUACUGAUUUAUUGACGACGUUAGACAAUUCCACAGAAACAUUCAAUACAAUCCAAACAGACGUCACCGACAAUAAUGGACUAGUGACCGAACAGUAUGAAUCUGAACCGACAUUACGUGCAGAAGUAGACAUAGAAACAACAAAAGAACCGUUCGUGACAUUUAAACCGAAAUUGAGUUAUUAUGGAAAGUCUACAUUGAAAUCUUUUGCUCAAAACCUAAUAGCAGUUUCAGGAAAACGAAGAUUCAGGUCCCGGUGUAAAUGUGAAAAAAUAUGGAACUGUGCAAAAUUACAAAUAAGCGUAGCAAGAUGUCCUGACGAAUAUUUCUUGUGCUGUGGAUAA